AUGCGCGACGCGCAUGACGACGUCGACCCAUGGGCCGAGCCACUCGAGGUGGUCGAGCUUGGUAACGACGUCCCACCAACACCAAACCCACCAUCACAAAUCGAUAAGCCGAAACCCAAGCCCUUUAGGACAGCCCCACUCACUUCACUCCCGGCUCCGAAAGCAACAAACGACAGCUUUGACAGCGGACCCCGCCGCCGCCCAGCGCAUUCGACUCCGCGCGACUCACCCGAACCCUACGCCGCCGCCUCCGGCUCGUCAUUCAGCUCUUCACCACCACGAAGCGCCUCUCACCCUCUCGAGCUCGACACGCACCUCAAGACCCCAUCUGGCAAGGGCCGGGCGCGAUCAUCCUCUGGGCCCUCACCGCUCUCUCCCCUCAACGCAGCCCUCUCGCCGCUCUCGACUUCUGCCUCGACCUCGACCUCACGCCGCUCCCCUCACGCACUUUCAGGCCUUGGCGGGCUGGGUGGCACCCCUCUCUCCGAUUUCCGCGACGUCUCGCGCCCCGGUCUUGCCCGCGCCACGUCUGAGACGGAGCGCGCAGCGAGUGUGGGCAGCUGGAGCGCGACCAACUCGGAUUUCGGCGAGGACGAUAGCGAGCUCGUCGACGUCAUCGUCCAUACUGUGGGCCCCUCCGAGAGCGUUCCCGGCAUCGCACUGCGGUACGGAAUCAAGUUACCUAUAUUGCGGCGCGCGAACAAGCUGUGGCCCUCGGACCCGCUAUUGCGCACGCAACUGUUCGUGCCCCUCGAGAGCUGUAGGGCGACGGCCGAUUCUUGGAUCGAGCGCGACGACGCCGGCGCAGUGUUGGUUCGGAGGGGUAAACGCCGACGAGAGUCACCGGGAUCAGGCGCGCAGUCGCCAGGCAGCACGCUUAGCUCGGAGCCGAGCACGCCGCGCGGCGAGGCCCCGCCUCUGCCGGACACGCCGGGGUCACCCAAGCGGGCCGAGGUAGAACGGAUCGUGCUGGAAGUCGCGCGCGUGCCCGCCUCACAGCUCAGAUUCUUCCCGCACAAGCCUAACCGCGGACGCUCGAGCUUCGAGGACCGGCGGGUUGUCGAGAGUCCCCGCCGACAGACAGGACUGUUUGCGGCUCUCUCCCUUGGUAGCGACAGAGAGGACGAGUACGAGCCCCGCGCGCCACACCGUGUGACUGUUCGCAGUGGUGCGUACGCUGAACCCCCGUCUCCGAAGAAGGAGGUCAAGCCGAAGGAGAAGGAGAAGAAGGAGAAACGGAAAACAAAGGUCGUCCGCCUGCGCCCGCCAGUCGCUCAGCCCCCGCCGUCCCCAGGUGCGGGUAUCGCCAGCCGUCUCCAGAGCUUCUUCUCUGUUCCCCCACCGCCGGCACAUCUUCCCCCACCAGUCCUCCCACCAGUCCUCCCACCAGUCCUCCCACUGGCUGGGACCAGCAACGGAGAGAGGGUAUGCUCGCCCGAGCUCGUCGAGAUGGAAGCUGCGCAUCCAACAGACAAGAAACGCGAUUAG
Molecule: messenger RNA, 1488 nt
Organism: Cutaneotrichosporon cavernicola
Lineage: Eukaryota; Fungi; Basidiomycota; Tremellomycetes; Trichosporonales; Trichosporonaceae
Exons: 1
Coding region: 1-1488 (495 amino acids)
Source: RefSeq, a predicted model, not a curated record